UCCUCCUUCUUCUCCUCCGUCUCGGUCUAUCGCAAGGGCGCAAACAUACACUGACUCUCUACUCUCACACUAGUCACUACAAGAAAGUAGUCUUUUAUCGACCUCCUCCCACCGCUACAUCUCCUCCUCCUGAAGCACUUGAUCCGAUCCUCUCAUCCUUCAUACCUUCUCCUGAUAAUCCUUUCAGGUAGUUUAUGACUUGAUAUUGAAUUAUUGAUACAGACAAGCAGACAAGCAGAAGCAGUUCUGUAGUUGGCCGGAGACCUCCAAAGUUUUCUUGCUGAAAAGCCAUAUGGUAUACGGACGCCUACCAAAUUAGCAAGUUCAGUAGCGCAGAACUUGGUGUCUCUCACCUUUCGGUAAUCGCUCAGUUAUCGCUAAUAUGAUUUCUCUUCGUAGAUAUUGCUGCAGAAAUAGUUGCAUGCUCAAAAACCUCAAUAACAAGCUCUUUUGUGAACACCCUUUUCAUCAAGACUUGUCCAACCUGAAGAGCAUGGAUGCUCAUUCAUAUAGUUUGAAUCCCAUUAAUAGUACUCUGAGGCCAAUACACUAUUUGACUGAACCCCACUUUGACAUAGUACCCAAAGUUGCUUCCAAUGGAUUUCUUGGUAUAUACAAGCGAUUUUCAUUGCAUAAGUUUUACUCAUCCCCAUCCCGAUCUUUUAGAAGGAGAGAAAAUAAAAGAUUAGAAUCCAGUAGAAAACCAACCCUUAAUGAAGCCCAAUUUCAAAGGUCUGUAUCCCAGUUGUUGCCUAGAUUUACACCUGAAGAACUAUGCGAUGUUAUAACUAAGCAAGAUGAUCCUCUUGUGUGUUUAGAGUUGUUCAAUUGGGCAUCGCAACAGUCGCGGUUCAAACAUGAUGUUAACAGCUAUCACAUUACAAUAAAGAAACUUGGUGUAGCUAAGAUGUACGAAGAGAUGGAUGACAUUGUCAACCAAGUGCUUGCUAUCUCUCACAUGGGUUCUGAGGCGCUUUUCAAUUCCAUUAUCUACUUUUUCACAGAAGCUCGGAAGUUGACUAGAGCUGUCAAUAUAUUUAAACACAUGAAGAAUAGUAGAAACAUGGACUGUAGGCCUUCAGUUAGGACAUACAAUAUUCUGUUUACUGCCUUUUUGAGUAGGGGAUGUAAUACCUACAUAAAUCACAUGUAUAUGGAAACCAUAAGAUGUCUGUUUAGGCAAAUGGUGAAUGAUGGGAUUGAACCCGAUAUUUAUACUUUGAAUUCAAUGAUUAAGGGGUAUGUUCUUUCCCUUCAUGUGAAUGAUGCACUUAGAGUAUUCCAUCAGAUGGGUGUGGUCUAUAACUGCCUGCCAAACACAUUUUCCUAUGAUUAUCUCAUCCAUGGAUUAUGUGCUCAAGGCCGAACAAACAAUGCUAAGCAGUUGUGCAAUGAAAUGAAGACUAAAGGGUUUAUCCCGAGUAGUAAAUCCUACAACUCGCUUGUGAAUGCUUUGGCUCUUAGUGGAGAGAUUGAGGAGGCAGUGAAGUAUUUGUGGGAGAUGAUUGAGAAGCGAAGGUCAACUGAAUUCAUUACUUAUAAGACAGUACUUGAUGAAAUGUGCAGACAAGGACAGGUUGGACAGGCAAUGAAGUUGCUAAAAGAAUUUCAAGAGAAAGACAUUCUGAGUGGGCAUGCUUACAGGAAGCUCCGAUAUGUGCUUGAAGAUGACUAUGGAGAUUCUGUUUCCCAUACUCGAUUGAGAUAAACAGAGUCUAAAGAUUACUCACAUUUUUAUAGCUGAAGUUAGCCAAUGCAUCAUUAGAUAUAGUUUGAUGAUCACAGAAAGGGUUGCCAUUUGGUUGAAAAUCAUUCUUAGGCAAUAAUAAAGCUUAGCCCACCAAAACACAAUGCUGUUAACAAAUCAGCACAGCUCUUGCUGCCAAGCAUGUAUUCAGCUGCCCCUCUUCCACCGGCACAUGCUCAUGUGGCAUCAUCAUCCUCGUCCAAGACAAAUCCAGUUGUUUUAGGAGCACCACCAUUCCUCUGUUCGACUCCAUGGACUCACCGUCACCGAGAAGGCGAAAAAUGAUGCAAUGAAUAAGGUGGCAUGUGUGGCUGAGCUUCUGGUCGAAGCAGUGAAUGGUGGGGUGAAGGAGUUGUUUAUAAACGAGAAGCGAAUUGAGCUUGAAAUCCAAGCAUUGGCUGCCACCAUUUCGCGCUUCAUCAAGCAGACUGAUAAGUGGUUAUCAGUCGCCCACAUCUCACAGGAAUGAUCAGUGGUGGUCAUCUUAUGGACACCGUACAGUUGUUAAACUACUUUUGAAUUGACAUUAAGACACAUUUACUCGGGCAAUUAAUGACAUCCGGAAGGAGUAUGAAUUGACUGGAAUAUCUUAGAGUAGACAUGGAAAAGCAAAAGGCAGAAAAACUUGUUUGAGAAAGGGAGGUAGAAUGUGAGAAAAGCUUGAAGAAUGCGAAGAAGAAUCUAGGCAGCACUUAAUGCGUGUUCAGGAGGAACAUACUGCGCUGGUAUUUGUGGGAAAGUGGUGCAUGCUAUUAAACAUAAAACUGCAGGAACAUGAUAAAAUGGAACAAAGUCUAAAAGCGAAACACAUGAAGAGCUGAGGCAUAUCCAACUUCAAGCUGAAAACAAGUUGAGAGAUAGUUGGAAGAGGCAAUCAGGGAGAUUGAGCAACUGAAGAAAGAGAGAAAGAGAGAGUUUGCGUGCAGAACUGAGGGUUUUUUGGGAAUUUGCAGACUCAAUUGACACAAGCACAUGAAGACGUUCAGCAUUGAGAACCAGUGUUGGGACUGUGGGGACUCAAUCGACACAAUUACAAGAAAUCAUUCAGGAACACCGAAGUUGGGAAUUUGCAGACACAUUCUUGAAUGCUUUCUUGUACUUGUUCCCAACACUGGUUCUCAAUAUCUGAACGUCUUCUUGUGCUUGUGUCAGCUGAGUCUGCAAAUUCCCAAAAUGCCUCAGUUCUGCAUGCAAACUAUCUCUCCUUCAGUUGGUCAAUCUUCCUUACUGCCUCUUCAUGCAGCUUUAAGCUCAAACUAAAUUGUGUCUAAUAUGCCUAAGUUACUAGACUGAGAGCUUUGAGGCUUCAGCAUGAAGAUGAGAUUAAGACGCUUCAGGAGGACUUGUCUUCCAAAGAGGAGAAGCAGAGGGCAUUAAUGCAAUUGCACAGGGUCUUCAUCAAGAGGGUUUACCUGCGGAGUCUUAGUUGUGCUUUUGGUUGGGUUUGUUGGUUCUUAGCUUGUUGAGUCUUUUACUGGUGGUGUUCGAGAUUUGCCUUGCAGUUGAUUAAACAGCAAAAGAGUUUAUGUACAAAACUGAGAAGGAUUCUUUACCAUGUACUUUUACCUGCUUUAUUUCUUUUUACAGAUGUCUUGGUCUAGUCUAUUGAAGUUUCAACUAUAAAUCAUCAAGAAAUAAAAAUGGAGCUGAAGAGAUCAGAUUUGGGAA
Molecule: messenger RNA, 3415 nt
Organism: Rosa chinensis
Lineage: Eukaryota; Viridiplantae; Streptophyta; Magnoliopsida; Rosales; Rosaceae
Product: pentatricopeptide repeat-containing protein At2g27800, mitochondrial
Exons: 7
Coding region: 383-1708 (441 amino acids)
Molecular function (GO): protein binding
Source: RefSeq, a predicted model, not a curated record